Verruconis gallopava is the source of this 4982-nucleotide messenger RNA. RefSeq lists its product as uncharacterized. The record is from RefSeq and is a predicted model, not a curated record. Lineage: Eukaryota; Fungi; Ascomycota; Dothideomycetes; Venturiales; Sympoventuriaceae. Bases 648 to 3812 code for a protein of 1054 amino acids. The transcript is spliced from 7 exons.
CUGGCUGCUGCUCGCCAGAAACAUCUUAACCUGACGACCUUUAAUUUCACCCCCCCGAUGUCUUUCACGACUGCUACCUCCACGACCGCCGUCUCCUCUGACUUCCCCUACUACCUCGCUUGUCCCCCUCGCCCCCCUCGUCCCAAUUGAUAAGCGGUAGUCGACCGUCCUGGUCUGGCUCGGCCCUGUCACUUCGCAUUGCUGCUGCUCUCGACCCCUGGUCCACCUCUCCCAUCGACGGCAACGACGACAGCGCUGGCCUUCUCCCCUCCUUAUCCGCUCUCGCCCUGCGCCCAUCCUACGCCUCGACUUUAGAUUCGCUGUCUCAGCUUGCUCCUUGUCUCGCGCUGCCUGUCGCGGACUCCGUGCAGCGUCGAUAUACCAGAAAGCGCCCCCUGCACUGUGCUCUGGGGGAUUCGCUGGCACUGGUCGCGCACCUCAAACACGGUGCAAGACUUGCAUUAUUCGGCCCUGUGUUUCAACAAGCAUAGCCCGUUCUAUGCUCGUCAGCUCCUCCCGCGCCUCGCUCAGAACACCACAUCGCACCACCCGAAUUUGUCCUGCGAAACUCGACCGCGUCAGCCGCAUGCCAUUUGUCGCAUCACCUUCAUUAGUCGCCUCUCCAAACCCUCGUAGCGCUCUUCGUCAUGCCUUUCUUCUCAAAGGUCUUCAAGCGGGACGCGGCUGCUAAGGGAAAGAGCCAGACUGCCGAUGCCCCUGUCGCCCCAGAAAAACCAAGAUGGGAAGAGUCGUGGACGCGCAAAGAGGUUGCCGCCGAGGACGUUCAGGAGCUCAUACACGCUUGCUCCCAGGAGAUGAAGUCGCGAGCAUUGGAUAUGCCUUUCCUCCUACUCCCCUUCCGUCCUGGCUCCGAUCCUGUUGGCUCCAAAAGCUUCAUCCGUAACUAUUUCAGAUUACAGUAUGAGGGAAGCUGGAAUGACAAUAAGCAUUUUUUUGAGCAGGAGCUCAGGCUCAUGGACCCUCUGGUCCUCGUCAGUAUCAUAAAGUGGUGCUGGAGCAGACUUCCCGGAGGCGUUGUGACCUGGGAAACGUAUGAUCUCUUCAAGCAGGGCGAGACCGAUUCCAAGAUGUCCAAGAACGCAUUUAGCGUGUUCGUGCCCAUUGCGACUGAAUCGGCCGCACGCACAAAGAUCGUCGUCGACUUCUUUGAUCUGCUCGCUGCCAUUGCUGCGCGGGGCAAAAUGAACGGCCUAGGCGGGCGCAAGCUAUCCAGAAUGGCGGGAUGGUGGGCAUUUGAGCACUCGGAUCACGGCAAGGGCUUCGACGGUGGAUACCACUCGUGGGCGAGGGCUGCGGAUGCCACCAGUCACCUGUUCUUUGCCUAUCUUCGAUCGCUUGCUCCGGAUGAAUCAACGGGCGUCAGUGGCAUCUCUCAGCUUCCUCGCUCGUUGCAGGCCUUGCUUGCCCAGACCGAAUAUCCUCCCGAAACGCCCACCUUGAUGUUGACCACAGCUCCCAAGGUCGUCAUGAUCGUGAACUCGGUUUCACCUACGCCGUUUGCACUCCUCCGCAGAGCCAGAAAUUUCGAGUUCCGGGACGACGAUGAGGCCUUGCAGCAAUUUUCAUCCUACGACGACCCUGUCCGAGCCUUGACGGAUGAAUGUCGUCGAGUCAUUAACUGUGUAUCGAACGUCAACGAAUCCGUCGCGCCUACAAACGGUGGCGUACCGCAAGACGGCGCGUGGUCGCGUUUUGAGGACAUGGGUUUCUCCAGCUUAGCCGAGAGUUUGCAGAGUCCGGGAGACCUGGCAACCUCACCUAAACAGACGAAUGGGCUCAGAUACCAAGCAAACUCGAAGUCCGGCGAUUUCAAUCGCCCUACCACCCCGUCAUGGGCUGACUUUUUGUCCACGGGCUUCCCUGACGAGAACGGGCCGACACUACUGCCCCCGGACAAGUCGUUACCGCUACCCAUCGGCGAUCCGCCAAGGGGACACAGCUCUCAGUCUCAUGUACGCAACGGCCUACAGAUGGAAGAUCUGGAGGCUGGCGAACUCGCAAGCGUCAACCAGUUCGACCUCGACGAGACUUUCUGGUGGGUGUGGAUGACCAGUCUGGCCGGUGAAGAGACACCAGAGCGGAAAGCCGUCUUUGGACGGUGCGCUCUGAUUGAGACGCAGAUCCGGGGUGCACACUGGAUGGUGAUUGAGGAACAGAUCAAGGGUGCUUCACCUGGUCAAGAAGAGGGUGUCUAUCUGGCAGAGAAGAAAAGUCGAUUCAGCUGGACACGACGCGGUCGAAUGAGCCGCAAGAAGACCGUCAAGAAAUCACAGACUCAGGCUAUCGAAGAGCGCGCCGAUCGAACGAACGCGGGCACUCCAUCCAGCAGACUUGCUCCGGACCAACACGUCAAAGUUCGUGAAGCUGCAGCGAGGCUGAAGACAGAGAGUCUGGCCCCAACAGACAAUCAAAAGCGGGCCCGCCUCGACGAUGCUGCUUCCCAGAAGACAAGCAGCGUCCUUACAUUGCAACCGGCUAUUCUCAGCGAGGCCGGUCCCGCAUUGAAGUGGACGAAGGACUAUGAUCGCGACGCCAUCAAGGCAGCAUAUCUACAGGAUCCUUCCGCAGGAAAAGGAGAAACGCCGCUUGGUAGCUCCAGCGCAGUACAUCUGCUACGCACGAACGGGGAAUCAACUCCAAAGGCAGCCGACCGAGAGCUGCCAGCUGUGCCACGACAAGAGCCGGCAUCUCCAAUUCAGCGCAAGCCUGUCAAGGUACAGACCCCUCCUGCGACUCCACCACAUCAAAGUGACGAAGCUCUCUCUGCCGAGCCUGAAGAAGUGGCUGAAUUCACGGAGAAGCCGAAGCUCGAUAAGGCGGAGAAACACCCGGCUCUCCGAAAGCAAGAAUCUCCGGAGUCUCAGCGCAGCACGAGUCCUGAGCUCUCCAGGGAUGCCGCCAAGAAGUCCCUCAAGCCAACCGCGGCGAGCUCCUCGGGCGGCUUCAAGAAGCUUUUCGGAAAAAAGAAGACAUCAGAGGCUCCAGCGCCAGCACCAGUGACAGAACCUGCGACAGAGCCUGCCCCUGCUCCCGCGGCAGCGUCAACUGCAAAGCCUAGCUCACCGCAUAAGCUCCAGAAGUCUCCGCCGAAGUCAACGCCCAAGAGCAUUCCAAUCGAGAUACCUUAUCAGCGAGAACCAACUCCGGAACCAUCUGUUAAGGAGACUUCGCCAAUCCAGAGCAUCAAUCGUCAAAUCACACACCCCGCUGCGGAUCACUAUCGUGCCCCAAGUCCUCCUGCGCCUAUCACCGAGACUGAGCAGCUUGAUGCCGAUCGCGAGUUCUCCCGCUUUGACCAGGGUCCUCUAGAAGAUGUUCCAGCCUUCGUACCUGAGAGCACACCUGGCAGCUCCAUCGCAGCGAUCUCUCCUUCGCCUGAGCAGACUGCAUUCACUCCACCCCCUGCACCGGAGGAAGCGGCACCUCUUCCAGUUCCGGCACCGGCACCAGUCGUACGCAAGCCCAAGGGUCCCAUUUAUAGGCCUGCAAACGCACCUCCGGUCGAACCCACAGCCGUUUCGUCACCGCAAGAGCAGACCACCUCGCCAGCUACUGAUCGUUGGGCACAGAUCCGCAAGAAUGCCGCUGAACGCGCUCAGCGCAUGAACCAGCAGCAGGAAGAGUCAAGAAGAAGCCACAGCCAAAGCGGGAGGACUGAUAAGACUGACGACGGUGAUACGAGCGGUGAGGAGACCAUCGAAUCUCGCGUAGCUCGAAUCAAGGCUCGCGUUGCGGAACUCACGGGCAAUAUGGAUACCCCUGGUAUGACUGUAGGAGGCGCUAGACGAUGAUCUCUUUACACAUGAUACUAUCAUCAUCAAACAAUUCCGGGACAUUUUUCUCCAGAGAACUUACGGAUAUCGUUCAAUCUCUCGACUACUAACGUCAUACUAAUCACUCACGAAUCAGAGUGCAUAUUUUUCUCCAUCUCAGCACAACGUAACCUACAGCACGCACCCAGACAAUGGCCACGCAAGAGCCGUCUCUAUCUAUCUAGUUUUUUUUUCCGCUCCAUGAUACCAAUUUGCGCAAAAUCCGACUCGACAUCCUUAUCUUUUUUUUUUCGUUUCCAUGUCUCUAUUGUGUUCGAAAAAGCUUUAAAAGCUAAAACCUCUUUGAUCCUAGGGAGACGGCAAGAGACGGGAAGGUGAAUAAAGAAAACUAAAGGCCGGUCGGCAUACGUUUGCUCUUCCCGAGAAAGACAAGCGCGACCUCGAUUUGCUUAAUCCACUUCUUCGAACCUGUUUUUCCCACACCUUUUUUGCGAUAGCUUUAGGAGAUUCAGUACCAAAACACGAGAUGGGACGUAAUAUACCCUGCUUUGUAAUAGCGUUCUCGCAUUGUUCUUUUCCCUCCCCAAGCUUCGCUUUUGUUCCUGGCGGCGUUUCUAUCCUUUUCUCAACCAACACCCACCCUCUCAUCCCUCUCAAUCCCCUCCUCCUCCCUCCCGCCCACUCUCCGUCUCUCUCCCUCUCUAUGCACUUAGAAGGCUGGCAAGCUCGUUCCCCAAUGUUCUUGUCUUUUUUUUCCAGAUCCCAUCCUUGACUGGUUUCAAGGCGGGCACUUUUGGAAGAAAGGAGGCGAGCAAGGGACCGCAGGUUGUGGAAGACAUAUUAGCUCUUUUCUUCCCUUUACUUUUGGCAUCUUCCGUGCGUCUUCACGACAAAUGCGCAUACUUUUUUGUCGAAAGGAAAAGCUGUAAAAAUGAACGGUUUUUUUUUUCUAAAAAAAAAUUAAUUUGGACAGAUAGUCUACAAGUGUACGGGGGAGUUAUCUUCAUGUUUCUUUUACAUUGAUCCCUUCAGAUAGCAGAUACGGCUUGUUCAUUGAAAGUCUCUUUUCUUUCUCUUAUCUUUUUUUUUAUAAAAAUUUUUUUUUAUCACUGUACUCUCGCAACAUGAGGCGGGAAGGAAAGGAUUGAGGGUUUGGUAUCUUUUUGGGGUAGUAUCUUUCAUUUCUCU